AAAACGCAUAAAAAGGAAUUUUACACGGUUCAGUUAAAGUAAAAAAAAAAUCCCCAAAAAAAAAAUAAUAAUAUUAGCUGGCUGUUGAUACAUAUUUCUAUGCUGCAACUCAAGAAGAAAACUUAAAUAAACCAGAAAAAAAGUUUAAUCAUUUUAAAUACCAAAAUCAACGACUUGUUCAUACUUCUUAUGUUAGAUUAAAGCUUGGCGUAUAUAAAAAGAAAAAAAAUUAUCGAUUACGUGUUUUAUAGCUGAAAAACAACAACAACAACAUUAAGAACAAACUACCAAGCAAAAUAAUUCUAGAUUGUACAUUAUUCAUUGAACUGACAAGAUAUUACAAUAAACCUGCUAAGCUCCCAAGAGAAUUCAACUUAGGAAAUCUCAGAGAGUAGGAGGCAGCAGCAGCAGCAGGAGAAGCAGCGCAGCUAAAACUCUGUUCUACUCUUGAGGCAAAUAAGAGUGAUUAAUUGAGAGUUAAAUAUAAAAGGCGCACAGAGAGGCAGAGAGAGAGAGAUAGAUGAGCAUAACUACGGUUGUUAUAGCAGUUAACAGUGACAUGCAAUAGCAAAAACAUUGAAACAGCGGCAGCAACAAACAACUACAACAACAACAAAAACGGAAUUAGUACUUUAAAGUGUCAAGAUAAAAAACAUGUGAGCGAAUAUAAGAGCAAAGAAAGGAAAUGAACAAAAACAAAUCGAAAUUGAUAAUAACAAAUAUAAUAUUGAAUUGAAUUGAAUAAAUAUAACUGUGUGUCUGGCUGUUGGUGUAAGAGUGUAAGUGUAAAUGUUCGCCGAGUGUGAUACUUUGCAGUAGUAGCGGCAGAAGCACUAAAGCCCAAGAACAACAACAUUACGAAGCCACAGCAAUAGCAAUAGCCGCAGCACGACAGCACUCGACUAUAAUACAAAAUAACACAGCAAAGAAGUUUUAGCACUGAAACCCUUUUAAUCAUUUUCAAAUAAAAUGUGGACGCAUGAACAUCGCAAGUAGCGUAAAAUAAUAAUAAAAACGUCGUGAGCGCCAACGAACGAAAUAGGAAAAUCCCUGUGCUCGAGAAGGCAACGCCGCGAAAUGUGAAGUGAAUCAAAAAUUAAAUAAGAAGUGUCCCAAGCAAAGCAAAGGAAAUUGAAAAUAUAUAGAAAUCUUAGAAAGCAAAAAAGAAAAAAGUAAAGCACAACAGCAACAACAAGCCAAAAAACAAAAAAUAUAUACACAUACAAAAAUACCAUAUCGCCUAUAUAAGUGAAUGAAAAUAAAAAUUUUAAGGUGUCUGUUUUUACAUCAUAAAUAAAUAAAAGAUAAAACAAACUAAACUGCAAGUGAAAAUAUUUGCUCCACAUAAAGUCCAUAGUAAGAAGAAGAGCAGAGAAGGAAACACCCCAUAAUUCUAUCUCCUCACAAAGUACAAACCCCCCCAGGCCAGCCAGCAACAACAUGGGUGGAAUGCAGUGAAACUUAAUAUUGUGACCCCUGGUGUUCGUUUUUUCAACCCUUCCCUAUUGGUUGCCUAAGCAGCACACACACACCUGAGCUCACACCAACCAAUUUUGGAUUUCUCACAACUGUUACUCUUCCUUGUAACUUUAAACAUUUUUUUUGGAAGCCCAAACCCAACGCUUAACGCCGUCCAAGCUUCCUUUAACGAGCAAAAGCACCAUAUCCUCAAAACUAUCCCUUCUACUAAGCUUUAAAAACAAAAACCAUGACAGACAAUGCUUCAUCGCCCCAAACUGGGGCUGCCCCCCGCCUGCGUAAAUUCGACCGCACCGACAGCGAAUUGGCCUGUGAAGAAGCGGCCCGCCUUACCGCCGAUAUGCAUGAAGCGGGAGCUGCAGGCAGUCCCGCCGAAGAUGAUGAUGAAUACAGUGAAUGCAAUGAGUUGCCUCCACCGCCGGACGGUGGCUAUGGUUGGGUCAUUUGCUUCGCCUCCUUCAUGUGCAACAUGGUGGUGGAUGGCAUAGCCUACACAUUUGGUAUAUUCCUAGGUGAAUUUGUGGAUUAUUUUGGCGAAACCAAGGGCAAAGUGGCCUGGGUGGGCAGUCUGCUGAGUGGUGUUUAUUUAGCCGCUGGUCCAAUAGUCUCCGCCCUGGCAAACAAAUUCGGUUGUCGAACGGUUUGCAUAGCGGGUAGUGUCAUCGGCUGUGCGGCCUUUGCCCUGAGUACCCUAAGCACAUCGGUGGACAUGCUGAUGAUGCUGUAUGGUGUGGUUGGUGGUUUUGGCUUCGGCAUGAUCUACCUGCCAGCCGUAGUGGCUGUGGGCUAUUACUUUGAAACUAAGCGUUCCCUGGCCACUGGUAUUGCUGUGUGUGGCUCAGGUUUCGGUACCUUUGCCUUUGCGCCUUUGGCCACCUAUCUAUUGGCCCAUUACGGCUGGAAAAACUCACUGCUUAUCUUCUCCGCCAUGAUUCUGGGCUGUGGUGUGUUCGGUGCCCUAAUGAAGCCCCUGAAAUACCCCAAGAAGAAGAAGGUCAAGCCUUUAAUGCAACGCAUGUACGAGGAGAAACAAUUGCAAUUGGAAAGAGGUUCGUUUGCAGGCUCGUUUAUGGUGCAAUUGCCCGAUGGCACCAUGGAGCGUAAAAUGAAAAUGCCUUUGAAUGCUGAUCCUGGAGUGCACUCUUCGCUCAACUUGGAAUUAUUGGCUCAACAGGCCUCGGCCAGUGGCGGUCUACAACCUGUCUCAACUCUACCCACCAUUACAGAGGCCAAGGUGGCCGAUCUGAAGAAUGGCCAACAAAGUCCCCCCAACACCAAAGACAACAGCAAUGGCCAGUUAGAUGUUAAGCCCAAGCGCACUCAACGCCUUUCGGAAUCGAGCACCAGUCCCUACAAUUCAUCCGAUUACAUGACACGCAAUGCCUCACAACCAGCGUUUUUAAUGGAACAUCAAAGUCUUCCCAAAAAUGGUUCAGUGCCGUCCUUUCAAAGGUCCCGCAAGACCUCAGCCUCAGAGAAAUUUCAGCCAUCCUUGGCCGCUAUACGUGCCUCAUCUCGUGCCGAUUUAGAAUCGGGCAUGACGGGAUCCAAAAUGUCGCUGUCUCGUGGUGAGGGUGCUGGCAAAAUGGUGCGCCCCAUGUCCCGCAAGGAUAUCUUCUAUUCAGGCUCGGUGACCAAUCUGCCUCAAUACCAAUCGCAAAAAUCCCUUACCAAUUAUCGCCAGUCGGUGGUGUCGCUAACAAAAUACGAAAAGAGCAUGCAGAGUGUCAACAGGCUGGAAGAGACCGACCGCAAUCGCGAACAAUACGAUUUGUGUCCCUGCCUGGGCAUACCCGAUUCGGUGAAAUCGGUUAUCAACAAUAUGUUGGACGUCAGUCUGCUCAAGGAUCCCGUCUUCAUGAUGAUCGGUGUCUCGAAUAUCUUUGGCAUGGCCGGUCUGUAUGUACCCUUUGUCUAUUUGGUGGAUGCCACCAAAGCCCAAGGCAUUGAUCCCGACUCGGCUGGCUUCCUCAUUUCAAUUAUUGGCAUUACCAACACAUUUGGCCGUAUUGUUUGUGGCUAUGUGGCUGAUUUUCCCCAAGUGAAUUCGCUGUUCCUCAACAACAUCUGCCUAUUGGUGUGCACAGCAUCUGUGGUAUUGACACCAUUAUGUGCCUCGUAUGGAGCCUAUGUCACCAUGUCCAUAUUCUUUGGCCUUGCUGUAUCGGGCUAUAUCUCAUUGACGUCAAUUAUACUGGUCGAUUUGCUGGGUUUGGAUAAGUUAACCAAUGCCUUCGGUUUGUUGAUUUUGUUCAGGGGUUUUGCCGCCAUCAUUGGCUCGCCUUUGGCCGGAGCGGUUUACGAUGCCACUCAAACCUAUGAUCUGCCCUUCUACAUGGCUGGUGGAUUGUUUGCGGUGUCCACCAUAACCAGCUUCUUGGCGCCCUGCUUGAAGAAGUGUUCCAAGGCCCAAGAUUCACCAGCGCAAAUUGAAGCACUCACACCCAUUGAUGAGCAUGAAGAGGAUGAGGAGGAUCAACCCAUAACAAUAGUACCAAAAAUCAUCAAAACUCUGCCCAGUCCACAGCAGACAGGUGAUAAAGCCCCCAAAUUUCCCAAUGCCGAGUCCAAAUUAUAAGAUUUUAUCUAUUGAGGAUGAAUUACUACCAAUUAAGUUGAAUAAGCAAAACUGGCGAUAGAGAAAACACAGGACAGAGGCAACACAAUGAUGAUGAGAGAGAGAAAGAGAAAGAGAGAGAGCAUGACAUGGGAGCAUAUUUGUAUCAGGUCUUAAGCACUAUGUAGCAUGUAUCUAUGUAUGUAUUGUAUGUAAAUGAAAACCAAGAGUAUCCAAAGAGAGCUUAAUUAAGUAACUAUACUCCUACUUCUCCCCAGACUUCUUGUCCACCUCAGAUGAUCAGUUAUAAGUAACUGCUGUUUUUUGUUGUAAAAUUUUCUCUGAGAAAAAAAGACACUUUUUAAAUUAUUUUCUAUACAUGAAAAAAAGAGAAGAAUAAGGCGAUAAACACACACACUAUACAUUUUAUAUUUAUAGCUAAACUUUGAAACUAAGCUUACAAAUUUUAAGAAGGAAAACAGCCUGUAACUUAAACUAAAGUAAACCCAGAGUUUACCCGAAAAAAAUAUAAGAGGAGAGAAUUUUAAAACCCCCUCCAAAUCCAAAAACAAGAGCGAAGCACACAAAUAAAAUUUUAACGCAGCAAAAAAGCGCCAAAUAGCAUAAUAGACAGUUAUUCAAUAUGCAAGAGACCUCCGCCGUCUCUUUCUCUCAGUAAUAUUAUCAAAAAAAAUUGUUUUAAAUUUUAGAAAGUUAUUGGAAAAAAAUACAACUGAGAUUUCUUUUGUUAUAUCAUGUCUUGUUUAAAGCCAUUAACAUGAAAACAUACAUGAGCAUUGUAAAUAUAGUUGACACUUAAGCUUCAUCUCCAUAAUGGAGAGAGUGAGAGAGAGAGAGAAAGAAAGUUUCAAGCCAGAGUUAGAGCAUGUGUGAGUAAGCCAACAUAUACUCCUUCCACUCUGCUCCCACAACUCAACAAAACCAAAAAAAGAGCGCCACAUAACAAACUCAAAACAAGAAAAAGAGAAUAAUAUUAUACAAAAUAAAAAUAAAACAAAUUGUUUUAACCAUUAUAUAUUAAAAAUAACAAAUUUAGUUAUAAAACGAAGAAAAACUAAAACCCAAAAACUGUGAAUUCUUUACAAAAAUUCCAGUUAAACUAUUGUCUAAAAAAGAAAACGAAAGAAACAUAUGUUUCGUUUUUUUUUGUUUAAGUAAUUAUUUUUUUGUUUUUGUUUUAAAAACGAAUUGAAUGUGAUGUGAAACUAUAAAUGGAAACAACAACAAAAUGUAUUGUAUUGUAAAGUAUUGUUAUUAUUAUUUUUUAGUUUUAUUUUUAAAAUAAAAAAAGGAAACCAAGAACUUCAAACACAAAAACAAAAAUAAAAUGUAUACUUAACAAACCAAAAAAAAGAAAGAAUAUAUAAACGAAAUUUUCCAAACUGAUGUACAAUUAUUCAUUGAUGAAUGAUCAUCAGCAGAGAGAAAAAAACUAAUCAAGGCUUAAAUUGUUAGACAGUUAUGCUAACCUAUUCAAUUAAUAAAAAACAAAGCAAGUUUUAAUUAAAAAUUAUAAAAAAAAGGAAAAGAGAUAAGCUUAAAUCCCAAAGAAAAAGCAAAGAACAAAAUAUGGUAUUUGCAUGUUUCAAAAACACCUGAAAACUGAACAUUUUUAAACAAUCCUUAUAGCAUUCCCCCGCCCCACUUUCCCUGUUGCCCUGUAUUAUUUCUCUCUGCCUCAGCUACCCCUUCUAUAUCCUUUUAGAUUUUCGAUUUUUUUUUUUUUUUGUUUUAUCUGUCCUUUUUCAGUUUCAAAUUUAAGAAACCUUAGGAUUGCAAAUUUCGAAAUGUGUCCAUAGUUAAGCGAAAGAAUUACAAAACAAUCGAUGUAAAAAAUGAUUGUUGUUAACAUUGAUUAAGAAGGCUAAGUGAUUAAAAAAAAUAACUACAAAAAUUAAAAAAAAAA
This is a messenger RNA of Stomoxys calcitrans (stable fly), 5963 nucleotides long. Its product is annotated as monocarboxylate transporter 14. The transcript is spliced from 2 exons. Lineage: Eukaryota; Metazoa; Arthropoda; Insecta; Diptera; Muscidae. Gene Ontology annotation, molecular function: monocarboxylic acid transmembrane transporter activity. Gene Ontology annotation, biological process: monocarboxylic acid transport; transmembrane transport. The coding region runs from base 1709 to 4057 and encodes 782 amino acids. The record is from RefSeq and is a predicted model, not a curated record.